CCAGUCAGCGCUGAGUAGGAAAUGUCAUUUGAGCAGAGAGGCGAGGAGCACUAGCCGGCUCCGGUGAUCCCGGCCUUCCCUGGACCAACCCUAAAGAGUGUGAUGAGGACAGCGAGACCGGCCGGGCAGCGGGAGUGUGCAGCUGCAGGCGAUCGGGACAACGCGGGGACUGCUGGGGCCAUCUAACGGACGAGCCGCGUGCCCGCGCAUUUUAAACCUCCCUCCUCAUCCCCUGCUCCGCCAACCGUCACCGAACAUCCCCCCCUCCCUCCCCACCUCCAGUACACACCCCCCACCCGAGAGGAGGAGGAGCGGCGCCCAGCGGGGGGGAAUCCAACAUGGCGGAGCACGCAACCCUGGAUCAUAAGCACAAAGCGACAACCGUCAACUCCGGGGCCUCCUCCCCCGCCCUGAGCUCCGGGAGAUCGGCAUCCUCGGCCAACAACAGCGUGGUUGUCCAUUCCCCCGUGGGGGCGCUAUCGGGGGGCUUGUCGCAGCCCGCAGGCUGGCAGUCCCUUCUCUCCUUCACCAUCCUCUUCCUGGCCUGGCUGGCCGGCUUCAGCUCCAGGCUCUUCGCAGUCAUCCGCUUCGAGAGCAUCAUUCAUGAGUUCGACCCCUGGUUCAACUACAGAUCAACACAUCAUUUAGCAUCUCACGGGUUUUAUGAAUUUUUAAAUUGGUUUGACGAGCGAGCAUGGUAUCCAUUGGGAAGAAUAGUAGGUGGGACGGUGUACCCGGGAUUGAUGGUGACAGCUGGCCUUAUUCAUUGGAUUUUAAAUAUGAUAAACAUCACCGUCCACAUCCGAGAUGUAUGUGUGUUUCUCGCACCAGUUUUCAGCGGCCUUACAUCAAUUUCCACCUUCCUGCUCACCCGAGAACUGUGGAACCAGGGAGCAGGGCUUCUAGCCGCCUGUUUCAUUGCUAUAGUGCCAGGCUACAUAUCCCGAUCAGUAGCUGGAUCUUUUGACAAUGAAGGCAUUGCUAUUUUUGCACUGCAGUUUACAUAUUAUUUGUGGGUGAAAUCCGUAAAAACGGGCUCUGUCUUUUGGACGAUAUGCUGCUGUUUGUCUUAUUUUUACAUGGUGUCUGCCUGGGGUGGCUAUGUGUUUAUUAUCAAUCUUAUUCCACUUCAUGUGUUUGUGUUGCUUUUGAUGCAGCGUUACAGCAAGAGAGUCUACAUAGCAUACAGCACUUUCUUCAUUGUGGGUUUAAUUUUAUCCAUGCAAAUUCCUUUUGUUGGAUUCCAGCCCAUUCGGACUAGUGAGCACAUGGCAGCAGCAGGAGUAUUUGCUCUGCUGCAGGCAUAUGCUUUCCUCCAGUACCUAAGAGACAAGCUGACAAAGCAAGAGUUCCAGACGCUCUUCUUCCUGGGAGUGUCGCUAGCUGCUGGAAUUGUGUUCUUAACUGUGAUCUACUUGACCUACACAGGGUACAUUGCUCCUUGGAGUGGAAGGUUUUAUUCCCUUUGGGACACAGGGUACGCAAAAAUUCACAUCCCUAUUAUUGCUUCAGUAUCUGAACACCAGCCGACAACAUGGGUUUCUUUUUUCUUUGACCUUCACAUAUUAGUCUGUACUUUUCCAGCAGGGCUGUGGUUCUGCAUAAAAAAUAUCAACGAUGAGCGAGUAUUUGUUGCCCUUUAUGCAAUCAGUGCUGUUUAUUUUGCUGGAGUGAUGGUUCGUUUGAUGUUGACAUUGACUCCUGUAGUCUGCAUGCUGUCUGCUAUUGCUUUCUCCAAUGUCUUUGAGCAUUAUCUGGGUGAUGACCUGAAAAGGGAGAACCCACCAAUAGAGGACAGCAGUGAUGAGGAUGGAAAGAGUUCUGGCAAUCUAUAUGACAAGGCUGGUAAAGUGAAGAAGCCCGUGUCCGAGCAGGAGAAGACUGAGGAAGGUCUGGGGCCCAAUAUUAAGAGUAUAGUCACCAUGCUCAUGCUGAUGCUCUUGAUGAUGUUUGCUGUACACUGUACAUGGGUAACUAGCAAUGCCUACUCCAGCCCCAGUGUCGUACUCGCAUCAUACAAUCACGACGGAACAAGAAACAUCUUGGAUGACUUCAGAGAAGCUUACUACUGGCUAAGACAGAACACAGAUGAGCAUGCCCGAGUCAUGUCAUGGUGGGAUUAUGGCUACCAAAUAGCAGGAAUGGCUAAUCGGACGACGUUGGUAGAUAACAAUACGUGGAAUAACAGUCACAUAGCACUGGUCGGAAAAGCAAUGUCUUCAAAUGAAUCCGCCGCCUAUGAAAUCAUGAGAAGCUUGGAUGUAGAUUAUGUAUUGAUUAUUUUUGGAGGUGUAAUUGGCUACUCAGGCGAUGACAUCAAUAAGUUUCUCUGGAUGGUUAGGAUAGCAGAAGGAGAACAUCCAAAAGAUAUCAGGGAAAGUGAUUAUUUCACACCCCAAGGAGAAUUUCGAGUUGACAAGGCUGGAUCUCCAACUCUGCUGAAUUGUCUCAUGUAUAAAAUGUCGUAUUAUCGAUUUGGUGAAAUGCAAUUAGAUUUUCGAACCCCGCCAGGAUUUGAUCGUACUCGUAAUGCUGAGAUUGGAAAUAAAGAUAUCAAGUUCAAACAUCUGGAAGAGGCUUUUACAUCAGAACACUGGCUUGUCAGAAUAUACAAAGUUAAACCAUUAGAAAACAGAGAGGCACUGGACCAUAAACCAAGAAUGACAAACAUCGUACCCAAACAGAAGUAUUUAUCUAAGAAGACAUCAAAGAGGAAGCGUGGCUACAUUAAGAACAAGCUGACACUGAAGAAAGGCAAGAAAUCCAGCAAGAAGACUGUUUAAACCAACCCAUCUCAUAGGACAAUGUCCUUGAGAUAACCAGUCUUUGCCUUUAGAUGAACUCAUGUUUAUCAGUGACAUGAGAGUACAGAACCAUCUUUGGUCCAGAAUAUUGUACAAAAUUUUCAGGCAAUGUCUGAUUACAAAAUAUAUAUUUAUUGGCUUAUUAAGAACAGCUGUUUUAGAUUUGUAAUGUGAAGCCAGACAGACAGUGCUGUUGACCACGAAUAACAGCAGGUUUUUUUUUCUUUCUCCCCCAUGUUGUUGUUUUUGGUAAAUGAUUUUCAAAUCCUUUUGACAAUUUGGACUGAUCGCACCAAAGAGCCCUCUAAUUUGGUUAUUGGCACAUGCAUACUUGUCAAUUUUUUUUUUUUUUUUUAUUAAAAAUAAAAUGAAACGUGAAACCUUGAGCUGCAUUUUUCUUUACAACACUCAGAGGAGUCUGCAUAGAUGUAAUUUGUGGCAUCUGUGAGUGGCCCACUUUUUUGCCUGUGACUUGUAUUAUAAGAUAAAAAGCAUGAGUUCUUGAAUAAAGUCAUAUUUUGUUCCCUAAAGCUGUUUUUUCCUCCUCUUGAAAACAAUGAACGACGCACAAGGAAUGUCAAUUUUUUUUUUUUUUUUUUUUUUUUUAAUAUAUAUCUAGUCAGGGAUGUGGGUGUAUGCUAUAACUGCUGCUCUAUUUUAUAUGUGGACAAGUAAAUCACAGUGAAUGAAAACUGUCUAGGCGAAGAUGUACAGCUAGGGCAUAACCUGUUAAAUGAUUUCACAUGCCAGUUGUAUCCAUUUUGUGCAGCCUGUCAUCUGCCUAGAAGUUGGUAAUAUCCUUGAGGCAAACGUUACGAAGUGCCUCACCAAUGUUCCUAAUGAAUUUGGUAUGAUCUAUAUAUAUAUAUAUAUAUAUAUAUAUAUAUUUUUUUUUUUGGUUGCUUUAUACUACAAAGUAGCUGCUGCUUUUCAUGGCUGGACUUUAACUAUUCUGCCCUAAGCCACUUGGCUCUCCCCUGUGACAGAUACUUAUGGCCACAGAUAUUUACGUCAUUUAAUUAUAAAGGUUCUACAUGCGAUCAAUACCAAUGGCCUAUUUUUUUUUUUUUUUUUUUUAUCCUAGCAACUUGAGGGAUUUGGUUGUAUAAUUUAAUAAGGGAUACCUGUUAUCUACUUAAAAUUUAACCUCCUAAGCCAAGUCUGUGGCCAUAAUUCAAGUGAACUCCUCCUGUGUUGAUGGCAAGUCCAUCUAAAUUCUACAAAGAAUUAACCAGGCAUAACUUCAUGUCUCAGCUAUGCUCUGAUAGUGUUAUAUCAUACUAUUUUAUACAUCUAGAUGUAUACAUAGGGCGGGAGGAAUGAAAAGAGAAUGCUGAUUAUGUUGAAUGUUCAUAUCCAAAAUCCUGUUAGAGCAAACCGCUUAUAAUGUUUGAAUGUUUACACAUUUAAAAAGUUGACAAGUAUACAGACGUCCACUUUUUCUAAGUCUGAGAUUAUAUUGAGGGUAAAUGAGCUAGAAUGGAAUUUUUGAAUUCAUCUUAAUUUUUUGGGGUUAUUUUUCUUUAUACUUUUUUCUCUAGUGCAUUUUUUUCCUCAUUUUUUGUUUGUUUUUUGUUUUCCUUUUUAAGACUAAAAUUGACAACUUUGUCAAUGUAAUGCACUAAAAUGUACAUUGGGUUGAACAUUUUGGGUGAUCCUUCUGUGGCUUUAGACAUUAUGCAGACUUGAACUUUUCAUAGCUUGAUGGGUAUUUUUUUAUUUUUAUUUCUGAGUUAAUGUUUUAUGUUAAUUUUGAAUAUAUUUCAAGCAGAGUUGUACUACCACAAAUACUGGACUAUCCUGUGUUUAGGAUGUAUGUUUUAUAGUGAGAUGGAAACGUAAAGAGGUUAGACACAGCAAUUUCUCAGAAAAAAAUACAAUCAUUUCUUUUCUAUUUUUUUUAAUAUAUAUUUUGUUUUUCAAGCUUGUGAUAUUUUUACAUACCAUAAAAGCUGCAUUGCUGUGAAGCAUUUGUAUGCAGCUCUAAUGCCAUUACAACAUGCUGGCAAUCUGUAUAUUGGAUUGAAAUCUUUGAAAAUAGAAAACAAUAAAAUUUAAUUAAGGUUUUAUGUUAAGUGUCAUGUUUUGUUUCUAAUCAAAUUAUUUGAACGGCCAACAUUUAAAAUUGUGUCUGUCAAGUUUGACAGCUAUUGAUGGGUGAUUAGACUAAAUAGCGUUCCAGGGUAGUUUUUUCUUGUUUAAUCUAUACCCAAAAAAAAAAGUACACACUUUAUUUUAAAGAUGUUUAUUGAAGAAAUGGCAUGUGAAGAUACAGUCAAACUGGAAUAAUUUACUUUCAAAUAAAAAAGAAAUAAUCCUGUGUUUAUCAUUA
Messenger RNA from Rana temporaria (common frog), 5136 nucleotides. RefSeq names its product STT3 oligosaccharyltransferase complex catalytic subunit B (gene STT3B). Lineage: Eukaryota; Metazoa; Chordata; Amphibia; Anura; Ranidae. The coding region runs from base 339 to 2783 and encodes 814 amino acids. Gene Ontology annotation, molecular function: dolichyl-diphosphooligosaccharide-protein glycotransferase activity. The transcript has 16 exons. The record is from RefSeq and is a predicted model, not a curated record. Gene Ontology annotation, cellular component: membrane. Gene Ontology annotation, biological process: post-translational protein modification.